Eimeria maxima is the source of this 2292-nucleotide messenger RNA. RefSeq lists its product as hypothetical. Gene Ontology annotation, cellular component: nuclear membrane; cytoplasm. Lineage: Eukaryota; Apicomplexa; Conoidasida; Eucoccidiorida; Eimeriidae. The transcript is spliced from 18 exons. Gene Ontology annotation, biological process: protein import into nucleus. Bases 1 to 2292 code for a protein of 763 amino acids. The record is from RefSeq and is a predicted model, not a curated record.
AUGGGGGAGGCGGCGCUGUUAUCAGCACUUAAUUCUUUCUUCUCCUCUACAGACCCCACAGCCCAUAGACAAGCGGAUGAAUGGCUGCGUACAUGGCAGCAAUCUGCUGGGGCUUGGGAGUCUGCCCUCCAACUCCUUGAACCCCGUCAACCUCCCUUGAGUGACUUGGUAAUUUCAUUUGCUGCACAAACCCUUCGUACAAAAUGUAACUUUGAUACCCAUCAACUUCCUCAAGAAGCAUUAACUUCUCUUGUUUAUAAAAUUGCUGCUGCUAUUAAAUUACAUCAAUCCAACAAAGUAGCAGUAACGCAGCUAAGUUUAGCUCUUGCUGUUAUUGCAUUACUAGAGGAUAGCCAAUCUCCUUUGCUGCUGCUGCUGCGUGCAUGCGGAUUAGAGUCCCUGCAGCAGCCACAGGAUGCAGCAGAUGCAGAGUUGCUGCUGCUCCUUCUUACGCACUUGGGCGAAGAAGCAACUAGCCGCAGCAGCAGCAGCAGCAGCCGCACAGGAGGGCAGGAGGCCCUAGCUAGUGCUGCACCACAGGUGUUGCAAUUCGUCAUUCAAAUACGACAGAAUGGACCUGAGAACCUUACUCUUAGUGCCUUCGGGUGUAUGCGGGCAUGGGCCCCACUGCUGCAGCGAGCAGCUCCAGAUACACCUGAAUGGUCUCGUGAUUGUGCACUCAUUAUUGAAGAUUGCUUCCUUGUACUGGAGUCGAGCUCGUCAGACGCCGAAGAAAGACAAGCAGCAGCAUCUUGCAUAAAUAAUUUGCUGCGGGCAUGGAGCCGAUCAGGAGCAGCAGCAGCAGCAGCAGCAGCAGCAGCAGCAGCAGCAGGAGGGGAGGAAGCCCAAUCUUUGCUGCAGAUAGCAGUACGGCAUUCAAUAGGACCGCUGCAGCAGCAGAUAGCAGCAGCAGCAGGAACAUCAAAUGGAGACAGUACAGCAGCAGCAGCAGCAGCAGAAGAAGAAGAAGGAAUAGAGAGAUUAAUACAUACAGUGUUUGCAGUUGCUGCUACAUGCCGUGCUGCAGUACCUUUGCUGCUGCAGCAAGCGCAUGCAGAUGGAGGUCUGCAGCAGCUAUUAGAGACCCUUGUUGCUGCAGUAGCUCUCCCUCGUACUCUUGGUCUUGUACAUCGUCCUCAGCAGCAGCAGCAGCAGCAGCAGCAGCAGCAGGAGGAACUAGACGCAGAUAUAGCUUAUAAUUAUGCAGCAGCAGCAAGACUAUCAGGAACAGCAAUUCGUUUCUUUUGUCUAUUACGUUAUGAUAUAGAGGAUGCAGAGCAGCAGCAGCAGCAGCAGCAGCAGGAUACUCAACAGCAGCAGCAACAGCAACAGCAGCAGCAGCAGCAGCAGCUGCAGGUGACGGCAAGAAUGCAGCAAUUGCUGCAGCAACAGCAGCUGCAGCAGCAGCGAAUAGAGCAGCAGCAGCUAUCUGGUGCUGCUGCUGCUGCUGCUGCUGAGGAAAUGUUCGAGCGUCCCCUUGAGGGUCUCCUUGUUGCCUUUGAUUGCACCUUCCCUUACAGCUCACGUGAUGCUUCUGCAGAAUCAAUCCUUGCUGCAGCAAUUGCUGCUGUACAAGCUGUACUUACCCCUUCCCUCCCUCAGACGGAGUCAGGAGUUGCAUGCAAAGUUGCUGCUAUUCGCGUCCUUCGCAGAGCAUAUGCAUCUCUCCAGAGCACGGAUUCCUUGCAAGCUGCUGUAGGACUAUUGGCGUCUCAGCUAUCGUUACCAGCAGCAGCAGCAGCAGCAGGAAGAGGAGAAGCAGCAGCAAGUCUAUUAAGAGAUAAGGCAGCAGCAGCACUAGAGGAUAUAUGCAGAAAAUCUAAGGCAGCAAUACAUCCACAAGUUAUACAACAUCUUGCUGCAAGGUUUAGGUCUUAUUGGUUAGUAUUGGAGGCAGUUUGUUCUCUUGUUAGUCAUGUUGAUGAUGGAGGACUUAUGCUAGGAAUGUUAGAAAGCCUUUGCCGUCCCUCAAUUGCUGCUAUAGAGGAGGCACUUGCUGCAGGGCAGCAGCAGCAGCAGCAGCAGCAGCAGCAGCAACAGCAGCAACAGCAGCCGCUGCAGCCGCAGCAGCUGGCAGCUCUAUGCACUAAGCUCGAUUCCCUCGCUAUUGUACUAAGGAUUUGGGCUUGGAGGGGUUUAGACAGAUUGGUACAUAUACACCCUACAUAUUUAUAUGCAGCAGAAUGGAUGGCGGUUUCCUUUGGUCGUGGAGAGUUACCUGUACAGCAAACCCUAGCAGCAUUAAUUGAAGAAUUAGCUGCUGCAGGGUUCCAGAGGUGGAUCGGAAGAUAG